AUGUCUGUCCAAGAGAACAUUCUAGCCCACCAGCUCUGGCCAUGGAUCUCCUCCCAGAAAGACUUAGCAAAGUCCGCCCUAAGUGGGGCUCCAGGAGGGCCAGCGGGAUACCUUCGACGUGCUAGUGUGGCCCAGCUGACCCAGGAGCUGGGCACUGCCUUCUUCCAGCAGCAGCAACUGCCCGCGGCUAUGGCGGACACCUUCCUGGAACACCUGUGUCUCCUGGACAUUGACUCCGAGCCGGUGGCGGCUCGCAGCACCGGCAUCGUCGCCACCAUCGGGCCAGCAUCUCGCUCUGUGGAACGCCUCAAGGAGAUGAUCAAGGCAGGGAUGAACAUUGCACGACUCAACUUCUCCCACGGCUCCCAUGAGUACCAUGCGGAGUCCAUCGCGAACAUCCGAGAGGCAGCUGAGAGCUUUGCAGCUUCACCGCUCAGCUACAGGCCUGUGGCCAUCGCCCUGGACACCAAGGGACCGGAGAUACGCACCGGGAUCCUGGAAGGGGGCCCGGAGUCGGAGGUGGAGAUUGUGAAGGGCUCACAGGUGCUGGUGACUGUGGACCCAAAGUUCCAGACACGGGGCACCGCAAACACAGUGUGGGUGGACUACCCCAAUAUCGUCCGGGUCCUUGCAGUGGGGAGCCGCAUCUACAUUGACGACGGACUCAUCUCUUUAGUGGUGCGGAAAAUCGGCCCAGAGGGGCUGGUGACCCAAGUGGAGCACGGUGGUGUGCUGGGUAGCAGGAAGGGUGUGAACUUGCCGAAUGCAGAGGUGGACCUUCCUGGGCUGUCUGAGCAAGAUCUCUUGGAUCUGCGCUUCGGGGUGGAGCAUAAUGUGGACAUCAUCUUUGCCUCCUUUAUACGGAAAGCCAGCGAUGUGGCUGCAGUCCGGGCUGCCCUGGGGCCGGAAGGACAGGGCAUCAAAAUUAUCAGCAAAAUCGAGAACCAUGAAGGCGUGAAAAAGUUUGAUGAAAUUCUAGAGGUGAGCGAUGGCAUCAUGGUAGCACGGGGUGACCUGGGCAUUGAGAUCCCAGCCGAGAAGGUUUUCUUGGCUCAGAAGAUGAUGAUUGGGCGCUGUAACCUGGCCGGCAAGCCAGUCGUUUGCGCCACACAGAUGCUGGAGAGCAUGAUCACUAAGGCUCGACCAACUCGGGCGGAGACAAGCGAUGUGGCCAAUGCGGUGCUGGAUGGGGCUGACUGUAUCAUGUUGUCGGGAGAGACCGCCAAGGGCAGCUUCCCUGUGGAGGCUGUAGAGAUGCAACACGCGAUUGCCCGAGAGGCAGAGGCCGCUGUGUACCACCGCCAGUUGUUUGAGGAGCUACGACGGGCAGCGCCACUGAGCCGUGAUCCCACUGAGAUCACAGCUAUCGGGGCCGUGGAGGCUGCCUUCAAGUGCUGUGCUGCCGCGAUCAUUGUGCUGACCACGAGUGGCCGCUCAGCUCAGCUCCUGUCUCGGUACCGACCUAGGGCAGCUGUCAUUGCUGUGACUCGUUCACCCCAGGCUGCCCGCCAGGUUCACCUGUCCCGAGGAGUCUUCCCCGUGCUCUACCGUGAGCCACCAGAAGCCAUCUGGGCAGAUGAUGUGGAUCGAAGGGUCCAAUUUGGCAUUGAAAGCGGAAAGCUCCGUGGCUUCCUCCGUGUUGGUGAUCUGGUGAUUGUGGUGACAGGUUGGCGACCUGGCUCUGGCUAUACCAACAUUAUGCGGGUGCUGACCAUAUCCUGAAAUGGCUCUCCCUCUUCUGAGCUAGUUGCACCCCAUCUCUUCCAUCCUGCACCCCUCCCACUGCCCCACAUCUGCCAUCCAGCCUCAACGCUGUGCUUCCCACAGGCCCUGAACAUCCAUCCAGUUAUGUACUGACCACUCCACCGCAUCAGUUGUAAUCCCUGUCUCAAUCCGCUCAGCCGGAUCCUAAAAUGCCCUGAGCCUUUAAUCCCAGCCCAGUGGUUAAUUCUAUUCCUCUAGGCUCCCUAGCAGUAGAAUGGAGGAAGCGGAAACAGGGUGAUUUCAUCCAAUUUCCACAGAGCCAUUAUUUUAA
Chionomys nivalis (European snow vole) is the source of this 2035-nucleotide messenger RNA. RefSeq names its product pyruvate kinase L/R (gene Pklr). Bases 1 to 1722 code for a protein of 573 amino acids. Lineage: Eukaryota; Metazoa; Chordata; Mammalia; Rodentia; Cricetidae. Gene Ontology annotation, molecular function: potassium ion binding; pyruvate kinase activity; magnesium ion binding. The record is from RefSeq and is a predicted model, not a curated record. Gene Ontology annotation, biological process: glycolytic process; cellular response to insulin stimulus. The transcript is spliced from 11 exons. Gene Ontology annotation, cellular component: cytoplasm.